Molecule: messenger RNA, 2574 nt
Organism: Temnothorax curvispinosus
Lineage: Eukaryota; Metazoa; Arthropoda; Insecta; Hymenoptera; Formicidae
Product: tenascin-like
Exons: 6
Source: RefSeq, a predicted model, not a curated record
AGUUUGAAAUAGAUAGCCAACAAGUAAAGAUCAUGGUCGGUGCAGCAAUAAUACAUCUCUCCUCUUUUUUUAUCAUUUAAUAAGAAUGUUUAAUAUUGUUUCCAUUCUUUUCCAAGAAUCAAAUAAUUCUUGGAAAAAUUAAUAUAGCGUUCCUAUCUUUAUGUAAAGAAUGCCUCAAGUUCCACAAUAAUUCUUCUUUCUCAUAUGCUUCUAAAAGUUUCAAAGUUUUUUCAUUCGAUCACAUCAUAAGUUAACAUACGAGGCUACAAUUGAAUCACGUUUUUGGUUUUUAUGGAUUUUAUCUUCACGGCUUCAUUUUUAAUCUCACGUCCUUGAGACUACUUGGCCGAGCUUUUACGCGUCAUAGGACGCCCCGGCUUGAUAAUACAGCAUAUCUUGCUUUAAAAGAAUAACAUAGUAUGUAUUGGUGUGUCAUACACAUGCAAAGCAAGAGAUAAACGGGCGAUGAUAUAUGGGAAGGAAGCACUUUAACAGUCGGUCUAUAAACAUCACGAAGUGAACAUUACUUCGUAAUAAAGGUGACAAAUCAUGGGGUUGUUUAAUAGUUUGAUCGCUCUUUUGGCUAUCAAGAUACUAUUUUUAAAAGUAAACGCAAUUUCACUUGAUCACGACCAUCCAUCGUCUCAGCUCGAACUAAAGAAAGUUGUAAAGAUAUUCAAUUAUUCAAGGUGCAAUGAAAGUCGAAACGUAUCACAAUUAGUUCCUUAUAACGAAACAUAUUACUCUAAACCAGAACAUGCUAUGCCUGGGGAACCCUAUCAAAACAAGACUCGAUUAUAUUAUAAAAAAGAGUUUCACACGGAGUUGACAUGCUGCGAAGGCUACGUGAAAUCCGGUGCAAUGUGCGUACCGCGUUGCCCGCAGUCGUGCCAAAAUGGUACCUGCAAGGAGCCUGACGUGUGCACCUGCAACACAGGAUACCGCAUGUCAAGCAACGGCUCGUGCGUGUCGCAGUGCACAAACAAUUGCGUCAACGGUACUUGUGUCGAUGGGGUUUGCAAUUGCAACGAGAAAUAUUUGUUGGACUCGGACGGAUUCACCUGUCGACCUGUCUGCCCAGCGGAAUGCGAGGAAACUCACGGAUACUGCACCGAGCCGCACGUGUGCACGUGUCCUUCCGGUUACAGGCAACGCAAGAGAUUCUACCACGUCUUUAAGUUCAUGUGCGAGCCAGUUUGCGAUCAUAAGUGCACCAAUGGCCUUUGCGUGGCCCCUAACAUCUGCAAGUGCGCGGACGGCUACGAAAAGGACGAGAACGAUUCAUUCACCUGCAGGCCUAAGUGCGACGAUUCGUGCGCUUUCGGGACGUGCGUAAGACCGGGGUAUUGCCAGUGCAAACCCGGUUACAUAAAGACGUAUCACACUGCGAACGAUACGAUCGUCUCAAUCGCCUGCGAACCGCAAUGCUUCCCGUCAUGCAAAAUGGGCAUGUGCGUAGCGCCGUACACAUGCGGCUGUAACGAAGGCUACAGACUCCGUAACAACUCCAAACAUAUAUGUGAGCCAAUCUGCGAUAAUGAUAUAUGCGGUGAUGGCAUAUGCAUCGCGCCCGGAAAAUGCUUACAUGGAAAUCCAACAGUGUGGAAAUCCAAUACAUCUGUCGUUUUAUCUAACUCGACUCAAAGCAAGCCGAUCUGCACGAUACCUUGUGGACCCAACGGAGAAUGCACGUCGCCCAAUGAAUGCACUUGCUUCGAAGGGUAUCGCUCACACGCACAGUUAAUUAUAACAGAGCUGCAUGAAAAUUUUUCGAAAACACCGUUUCCCGAAUUGUCCGAGAAACAUAUCUGCCAACCGGUUUGCAAUUUCGAGUGCUACGGUGGUAAGUGCACCGCGCCAAACGUAUGCACUUGCGAUCCAGGUUACUAUCCGAAGUGGCUCGAAGACAGUGAUUUUGAAAGCUACCACUUUUGUUAUCGUCUCAACGGACCUCCUUGCAAUGCUCUCUCGUGCGGAGAUAACGGGACGUGUCACGAGUCAGGCAUUUGCGUUUGCGACGCCGGUUACAGGAAGGACACGGCCGGUGCUUGCAUACCCAUCUGCAACCGAGGGUGCUUAGACGGUAUGUGCACGGCGCCGGAUGAGUGCACGUGUCGCGAAGGCUACGCGCUUCAGAACAAUAAAUUUGAAGAAAACGUCUGCAAGGCGAUUUGCGAAAGGGGCUGCGAGAACGGCGAGUGCGUCAGCCCGAAUGAGUGCAUUUGUAACAAUGGUUUCAUACCGAACAUCGACCAUCACUCGAAACCGGAGUGCAUCCCUGUAUGUACUCGCAACUGCAGCGGACAUGGCGACUGUAUCAUUUCGACCGAUCGCGACCACUACAGAUGCGAGUGUCACUUCGGAUGGACGGGAUUGGAUUGCGAUCAUCCGUCCUUGUGCGUUAUAAAGAUGGCUUACGAGAAGGUCAAGAAGAGAGGCUUAGUUCAUUUUGCAAAUAGCACAAUCAAGCGAGCUUACGAAGAUGCACCGUAUUGUUCUCAAUGCUACGAUUCUUUGGACAACAAAACAGUGUGCUAUGUGAUGGAAAAUUAUGAACACAAUUUGACUGUCAGC